AAUCCAAAUACAAAUCUCUGGCAACUCUGGAUUUGAAUUAUAUACAAAUGUAUUUUUUUUUUUAACAACGCAUAACUGAUAAAAAGGAUAAAAAAAAAACUGCGUUCAUAUUGCAACAACAGCAGCAGCCACACCACAGUGAUAAACAGACACACACUUGGAUUAGUGUUUUGUUUACUGUGCCUGUGUGUGUGUGUAUGUGUGUGUGUUUGUGUGUGUAUCCGUCGUAUAUGUGAUUUGUGCUAUUUCGCGCGCGUGUAUGUACAUAUGUGUGUCUGUGGGUUUCUGAAACAACAGCAACAAAUAGAUGAAAGAACCCAAUUGAAACAGCUAACUAGCUAAACUUAAAUUAAAAGCCAGCCAAAAUGCCGAAAAUCUUUUUGAUCAAGAAUCGGCUGCAUCAGCAGCAGCAACGUUUGCUCGAGUCACAGAAUCUGCUGCAGCACAAGGCGCAGGACGAUGAACGGUGCUUGGUGCCGCCGCUUAGUCCCAAUCGGGAUAAUGCGCCAUCACCAUCACCAUCACCACCAAUACAAAUACCAACAACACCCACACCAACAACACCAACGCCUGCAUCGCCACAACAACCGGAGCCGCAGGGUCAAGUUCAAGGCGAUGAUCAGCCCCUAAGUUUAACAGCGGCGCCAUCGUCGGCGCGCAAACGUUUUCAUCAUCGGCGACAUUAUUUUGGCCAAACGCGUCACAGUCUCGAGUUGGCGCAGGAAUCCAACGUCAACGUCAACACCAACGCCAACUCCGAUUCCAAUUCCAAUUCCAAUACCAAUUCCGAUUUGAAUGUCGAGACCAAACCGCAAACGAUACCCGAGCAAGUUCAAAAUGAAAAAUAUGGUUGUUUAACGCCAGCAGAGUUGUUGCAGCGAUUGAGUUGCAACAGUAGCAGCAGCAGCAGCAGCUCCACAGCAGAAACCUCCACCACUACCACUACCACUACCAACACCAACAAUAAUACCAACAACAGAACACCAACCCCACCCGCAACAGCCACAAAAGACUGCGACGAAAAUUCGUCAACAGCAGAAACAGAAGCAGCAGCAACAACAACAACAGAAGCAACAACAACAAGCAGCAUACCAAAAGAAAACGCCUACAGUCCGACUGCGCCGCCAGCUGAAAGCGACGACGUUGACGUUGACGUCGACGUAGACGUUGGUCUUGAGACACCAAAGCCCCGUUAUUACGGCGCUGGCGUUGUCCUAACGCAGGCGCAGCGCAAAGAAUAUCCGCUUGAGCGCAACAACAAGAACAACAAAUCGAGCGACGUUGACGUUGACGUCGACAUCGACUGUAGCAUUAGCAGCGCUAGUAGCGUUAGUAACAGCAGCAGCAGCAACAGCGACGACGACGACGACGACGAUUCUGAUGACGGCUGCAAGCUAAUCGUUGACGAGAAGCCUCUGCUGCCCGUCGACCAGCCGUUGUCGCUGCGCAUCCGCAGCACACCACCCAGUGCCGAUCAGCGACCCAGUCCACCGCCGCCCCGCAUUCCCGCCGUUCGCUGCAGCGUUAUACAGCGUGCACCCCAGCGAGAGGCCCAACAACACCAAGAAGAACACCAACAACAAGAACAGCAACAACAACAGCAACCGCAUCAUCAUCAACAGCAGCAGCAGCGUGAACGGGAACUGUUAUAUCAGUGUGAGCGUGAACUGUUAUACCAGCGUACACUUGACCUUGAGCAGCUGGGACCGGAGCAACAGGAGCCGAUCGAUUAUCACGUGCCGAAGCGAGACAGCGAUAGUGAGCUGAACGCACUGCGACUGCAGCGUGCGCGUCGCGAGAGCGUUAGAGAGGCCCGUCGACGCAGCAGCUAUUUGGCAGCGCGCGUCUUGCAGCUGAAUCCGCGACUUGUGCGCAGUUUGCCUGGCAUUUUGGCAGCGGCUGCCGGACACGGUCGCAGCAGCAGCAGCAACUCUGGUCAGAGUUUUCAAACGAAUAACGGUUUUAGCGGCAGCAGCAGCGGCGGCGGCGGCAGCAGCAGUGGUGGUCAGAACGGCAGCAGCAGCGGAGGUGGCGGCGGCAGUGCUGGUUCACCUGGCAGCGGCAGCGGCAGCGGUGCUGGCAGCUUUGGCAGCGGCGGCGGAGGAGGGGGAGGAGGCAUGGGCGGCGGUCGUGACGGUCGCGGCAAUUACGGACCAAAUUCACCGCCCACCGGCGCCUUGCCACCGUUUUACGAGAGCCUAAAGAGUGGCCAAAGUGCCGACGGCCAGGCGACGACGCCCACUGGAAAUGUGCAACAAUUGUUGCACAGCAAUUCGCACUCACAGUUUCUCAUACAGAACGCCGCAGCCGCUGCAUAUCUAAUGUCGAAUCAGCAGUAUAACAGUUGCAACAAUGGAACGGGCGGCGGAGGAGGAGGAGGUGGCGGAAAUGCUGCUGUUAACAUCGAUGGUAAUAACAUUUUGAACUUUGCCAGUGGUUUGGGCAACUCGAAUUAUAAUGACAUCAAUUCCAAUUCCAAAUUUCAUUGCACAAAUGUGACGCAUCCCUUCUAUGGUGGCAAUCCAUCAGCUUAUGGCAUAAUACUCAAGGAUGAGCCUGAUAUUGAAUAUGAUGAGGCGAAAAUCGAUAUUGGUACAUUUGCCCAGAAUAUCAUACAGGCAACAAUGGGUAACGUUGGUAGCGCUGCCGGCGUUGGCAGCGGCGCCAACAGCAAUGGUUUCUCGGCGAGCGCCUACGAGGAUGCGAUCAUGUCCGAUUUGGCCAACAGUGCGGCCGCGGCGGCGGCAGCAGCAGCGGCCCAGUGUCCAAAUGUGAGUGGAGGUGGCGGCGGCGGAGGAGGGGGUGCGGCCGUCGUUGAUCCCCUGCAAUUUACGGCAACGCUGAUGCUCAGCUCACAGACGGAUCAUUUGCUGGAGCAGCUGUCGGAUGCCGUUGAUCUCAGUUCGUUUCUGCAGCGCAGCUGCGUCGAUGUCAAUGGCGAUGACGAUGACGGUAACUCGACCAACAACAACAGUCCCCAUCAUCGCCACGACUUUGAGCUGGUGUGGACGCCAUUUCUGACGCCCGAUUCGGAUGCGUUGUCGGUGUCGGUGUCGGUGACGCCGCAUGCUGUCCAGUUGGAUGCGUUGCAUGAGAAUCUGCUGACGCAGCUCACCAACAACAUGCAGCGCAACAACAACAACAACGGCAACAAUGGUUAUGGCGCUCCGCAACAUGCUGUUGUUGGUAACAACAAUAUGCAGCAACAUGUCAAUGCACAGCAGCAACAGCAACAGCAGCAACAACAACAUUUGCAACAGCAACAGCCGCCACCAUCGUAUCAGCAUGCCACGCGCAAUUUACUGCAAAUGCAGCAGCAACAUAGCAACAAUAAUGGCAGCAAUAAUAGUAGCAACAACAACAACAACAGUUACCAUCAGCAGCAGCAACAGCUGGCGCAGCAGCAAUUGCUGCAGCAGCAGCAGCAACAACAACAGCAGCAGCAGCAACAUCACUCACAUCACCAGCAGCAGCAACAGCAUGCCUAUCAGCAACAUAAUCUAUAUGCACAACAGCAGCAACAUCAUGCACAGCAGCAGCAGCAACAACAACAACAACAACAGCAGCAGCAGCAGCAACAACAUCAUUUCCAUCAGCAACAGCAGCAGCAGCAACAACAUCCCUCGCAUCACUCACAGCAACAUGCGCAUCAUCAUCAACACCAUCAGCAGCACCAGCAACACCAACAACAACAGCAGCAGCAGCAACAACAGCAACAUCACAAUAGCCACAACGAUAACAGCAAUCUAUCGCUGCCGUCACCAACAACAGCUGCUGCUGCUGCAGCCGCUGCUGUUGCAGCACUACGUCCCAUGUCCAGCAGCAGCAGCAGCAGCUCAAAUCUGCUCGAUGCGAACACGGCAGCUGUUGCUGCUGCCGCACUGCUCGACACAAAGCCGCUCAUUCAAAGCGUAAGUUCCAUACAGAUACUAAAGUCCAUCGAAUGCGUCAGCGAUGAGCCACCAGUUGAGCUGGUGGACGUGGAUCCGCGGAAUCAUCUGGUGCUUAAUAAGAGCACCAGCUGCAGCAACGACAACAACAAUAAUAACAAUCUUAGCAACAAUUGCAACAUCAGCAACACAACAACAUUUCUAAACAGCGAAAAUACCACUAACAUUGUUCGUGGCAGCAACAUUUGCACCAGCAACAUUUGCAACAGCAACAUUUGCACAAGCAAAAUUUGCAUAAGCAACAUUUGCAGCAGCAGCAUAUGCAACAGCAACAUUACUAACAUUAACAGCACAAAUAAUAACACCCACAUUAUUAGUAACAGCAACAUGAAUGUUAACAGCAACAUGAGCAUUAACAGCAACAGCAACGUGAGUAGAAACGUUAGCAGUAAUAGCAAUACCAGUAAGCUGACCGGACGCGCCAAAGCCGUCGCCUAUGGCUCCACAAUGGUCACGUUCGUCUCGACGGUGAAGCACUCGUUCGAGAUGCCCGCCCAGCAACAUGUGCAUCGUACCACAUUGCGCUCCUUGGCCAGUGCAGCGGCUGCAACCGCAGUGGGUCUGUUGCCACCAUCGCCCACCGUUUCGGUGCUCAACGAAAGUAAAAUGCUACAGCGGCGGUUGGGCCUGCCGCCAGAUUUGCAGCUGGAGUUUGUGAAUGGAGGUCAUGGGAUUAAGAAUCCGUUGGCCGUCGAGAAUACGCACGGGGGCCAUCAUCACCACCGCAUACGCAACAUGGAUUGCAUCGAUGAUCUCAAGCAUGGCCACCCGUCGCAGCAGCAGCAGCAGCAGCAUCAGUCGUUGCAACAGCAGUCGUUGCAGCAGCAGUCGUCGCCGCAGCAGCAGCAACAGUCGCAGCUGCAACAGGCUGCUGUUGCCGCACAGCAUCAUUCGCUUAGCCAGCAUUCACUGAACAACAAUACCAAUAGCAACAAUGUCAGCAACAGCAACAAUCGCAGCCACCACAACAACAACAGCAGCAGCAGCGUCAGCAGCAACAGUAGCAACCAUGACGACUCCCUCUGCCCGAACAACAGUGGGGCCGAGGAUGCGAACAACAAGUUCGUCUGUCGCGUCUGCAUGAAGACGUUCUCGCUGCAGCGGCUGCUCAAUCGCCACAUGAAAUGCCACUCGGACAUCAAGCGAUAUUUGUGCACCUUCUGUGGCAAGGGAUUCAACGAUACAUUCGAUCUGAAGCGGCAUACGCGCACCCAUACAGGGGUACGUCCCUAUAAGUGUAACCUGUGCGAGAAGAGCUUCACGCAGCGCUGCUCACUCGAAUCACACUGCCAGAAGGUGCACAGUGUACAGCAUCAGUAUGCGUACAAGGAGCGACGCGCUAAGAUGUACGUUUGCGAGGAAUGCGGUCACACCACCUGUGAGCCGGAGGUCCACUAUUUGCAUCUGAAGGACAAUCAUCCAUUUUCACCGGCGCUGCUGAAGUUUUACGACAAGCGUCACUUCAAGUUCACGAAUUCACAGUUCGCCAACAAUUUGCUCGGCCAGCUGCCGAUGCCGGUGCAUAACUAACUAGAUAUUAAAUUUACAUACAUAACAUAAAUUAAGAUUAAACAUAAGCUAUUACUACUUCUACUAACGGAAAUCGUACCGUAAAUGCAAAUUCAACUUUAAGCUGAAGUUUUAUGAAAACUGCCCCACGAAAAUGGAGAGAUUAAUGUUUUGUAUAUGUAUAAUAACAUAUCAAUAU
This is a messenger RNA of Drosophila grimshawi, 5658 nucleotides long. RefSeq names its product transcriptional regulator ovo (gene ovo). The coding region runs from base 366 to 5480 and encodes 1704 amino acids. Gene Ontology annotation, biological process: regulation of transcription by RNA polymerase II; epidermal cell differentiation. NCBI's taxonomy places the organism in Eukaryota, Metazoa, Arthropoda, Insecta, Diptera, Drosophilidae. The transcript is spliced from 6 exons. Gene Ontology annotation, cellular component: nucleus. Gene Ontology annotation, molecular function: DNA-binding transcription factor activity, RNA polymerase II-specific; RNA polymerase II cis-regulatory region sequence-specific DNA binding. The record is from RefSeq and is a predicted model, not a curated record.